This is a messenger RNA of Pisolithus orientalis, 1812 nucleotides long. Its product is annotated as bud site selection protein 16. The record is from RefSeq and is a predicted model, not a curated record. Lineage: Eukaryota; Fungi; Basidiomycota; Agaricomycetes; Boletales; Pisolithaceae. Gene Ontology annotation, cellular component: cytosol. Gene Ontology annotation, biological process: pyridoxal 5'-phosphate salvage. Gene Ontology annotation, molecular function: pyridoxal kinase activity. Bases 194 to 1363 code for a protein of 389 amino acids. The transcript is spliced from 6 exons.
CGCAGCUAGUAUAUUGGGGGGGUUAAUAAUUUACCCACGUGGCUUUGCAAAACCCAAAUUUGGAAUCCAGACAUAGCUUCCUUCCGUCCUCGGCCCGGGAGUGGGGGGCCUCUGCCAGUGACUCGCCGUCGGGGAAUUCUCAGUCAUCGUCACCCACGUCGACGAACGACACUGACUUUGACGAUUUUCGUAAAUGGCGGUGAUACCAGGGUCUAUCCAACAGUCAGACGUGAGCGAGGCUUGCGAUACUGCUCACGCAAUGACCUGCAGUGACCGCAUUCUAAGCAUUCAAUCGCACGUUGCAUUCGGAUAUGUCGGCGGUAAAGCUGCAGUCUUUCCCCUGCAGUGCAUGGGAUACGACGUGGAUGUGGUCAAUACUGUAAACUUCUCGAACCAUACUGGGUAUGGAUACUUUGGGGGGACAAAAACGACUGCUGAGGAGCUUAGUAAAAUCUUCGACUCCAUGGACAAGACAGGAGUCCUCACCGCCACACGUCUUUUAACUGGUUACAUUCCAAACGCAGCAGCCCUUGAUGUAGUGCAUCAUCUCGCCCAAAAACUUAAAGUUCGUAAUCCCAAUCUGAUAUAUCUUCUCGACACUGUACUUGGGGACGCAGGCAAACUCUAUGUUGCGGCGGAUGUGAUUCCCGUAUACCGAAAGAUGCUCCCCCUUGCUACCAUCAUCACUCCAAAUUGGUUCGAGGUCGAGACACUAACUGACAUCAAGCUUACUGACCUCGCCUCUCUUCGUGGUGCACUUGUGAAGCUCCACACUGCGUACCAAGUUCCUAACGUUGUUAUCUCCUCUAUCCCGCUUUCUCGUAUCGCUCCCUCCGUUCCUGCACACCUUCUUCCUUUGAGGCCUAUCAACGGCGUCGCCCGGAAUGGGGUUUCGCCACCAUCUGCCCUACCUGACGAGCAACAAUACUUGAUUUGUAUCGUUUCCUCACUUAAUCACGUCCCUUCGGAGGCAACCUCGCCGAUAUCAACCGUAUACGCUCGUUGUGUUCCACUUAUAUCAGGGUACUUCUCGGGCGUGGGUGACCUCUUUUCAGCACUACUUCUUGGUCACUUUCAUCCCGCGUCUACCGGACCGAUGCAUAAUUCCGCGUGCACGAGUCCAUUAGCUACGGCGACAGCUCACGCCCUUUCUAAAACUCACGCUAUACUUUCACUCACGCACCUCGCUGCUUCUGCGGAGUCGCUACCUGCAACGGACGACGAGCUUGACGCACGCGAAUCGGAGCGGAUAACGAGGAGGAUGAAAGGUCGGGAGCUGAGGUUAGUGCAGGGUCAAGAUCUCUUCAGAUCUAAGGAUCCCGUCGAGCCAAUGAUUGUAUGGGAAGGAUUCUGGCAAGAAUAAUCGCUCCGUUAUGCGUAUAGAUGGGCAUUGGCUGGACAUCUAAUAUUAUAAGCUUGCAUGCACAGACAGCUACGUAGCGCAUGAAAUAAGUGUCUCCGGAUGAGAUGCAGAGAACAGAAGUACGUAGCGUCUUCACAUCAACCAGUCAAAUCCAAAUGCCCUACUACCUGUUGCAAUCCUGCCUCUUCGUGCUCCAUAAAGUGACCACGGUCACAAAUAGAUAGCCUUUGAAGCAGCGCACCUGCUUUUGCCGACCUGCGAGAGCGUUGCGCAGAUGCCGUAUACAUGGCAUGCUCGGAUUAGCCCUGCAAUAAACCUCGCGGAGAAAGUAGACCUGCUUGAUCGUGAUAUUCACCAAGGUUGCCAUCCAGUUCUAUCUCACGCACCUGUCCGAAAACAACAGUGGCUGUAUGAAAUGUUCCCGCGCAGAACUACCUUUGUCAAGUGGG